Messenger RNA from Syngnathoides biaculeatus (alligator pipefish), 3641 nucleotides. Its product is annotated as C5a anaphylatoxin chemotactic receptor 1-like. The record is from RefSeq and is a predicted model, not a curated record. Bases 2480 to 3520 code for a protein of 346 amino acids. Gene Ontology annotation, cellular component: plasma membrane. Lineage: Eukaryota; Metazoa; Chordata; Actinopteri; Syngnathiformes; Syngnathidae. Gene Ontology annotation, biological process: phospholipase C-activating G protein-coupled receptor signaling pathway; chemotaxis; complement receptor mediated signaling pathway. The transcript has a single exon. Gene Ontology annotation, molecular function: G protein-coupled receptor activity; complement receptor activity.
ACAAACUUCAAAUCAAAAUGUUUUAGUGCUCGCGUGCAAAACAUGCCACAAAUGGAAGCUUCCUGAUCAACAGAUGCAACAAUUUGACAAGAUGAUACAAAAUAUGUCCCCAGUCUUUUGUAGUUGUCAUCACUGUUGUAGAUUUUAUUUUGUACCAGUGUCUUGCCCAAUGGCACUUCCAAAGAGGACAGUCGGAUUUAACCUCCCGACCCUUUGGUCAGUGGACGACCCAAUUGACCAACUGACCCAAAACCGUCAACCCUACGGCAAUAUCAACGUUAUGUGAAUAAACUACAGUAUGUGGAUAUAUUUGGAAGAGUGUGAGUGGCCAGUUUUGUACCGCAGACUUCAACUGUGGUGGAGCCAGCCAAGGUCACAAUAUUAUUCCACAACACAGUAUAUCGUUUUAUAAGUUUGUGAGCGGGUUGUAGGCUAUUCAGAUGACUCUGGGCAGGAAAUAGGUUUCACCCUGGACUAUUCGCCAGCCAAUCGCAGGGCACAUAUAGUUAAGCAACCAUUCACAAUCACUCACAUUCACACCUACGAGGAAUUUAAGAGUCUUUAAUGAAUGUAAAAUAAUGUUAAUGACAGGUUGGACACUGUAAUAAGGGAAGGAACCCAACACAAACCUCAUAUAGAAUGGUCAGACUGUAAUGCACAACGGCAGAAGUCCGAGGCAGGCAUGUUUGCCACCAGCUUGACGUGCUGCCGGAAUACUGGUCCAUGGAAAAAAUUUUUUAAUAUGCUGCAAAGGUCCAUUUGUUUCAAUACUCAAGCAUACGAUUCAAACACAAAUCACUCAUUUCAUUACAUUUAAAAAAAAAUUGCUGCUGAUCAAUUACAAAUUCUAGCUUCUAAAGAUCAUGAACUUUGGGUUUCUUGUUCUCUGUUGUUGUCGUUCUGCAAGUCGUAGCAGAGCAGCAUCGAAUGGCGGAGAAAAAUUCCUUGUAUGUUUUUACACACUUGGCCAAUAAAGCUGUUUCUGAUUCCGAUUCAGUUGCUGUAAACAAUGGUCACCAGUACUGUCUUGUUCUUCUUUCGGCUUGUCCCGUUAGGGGUCACCACAGCGUGUCAUCUUUUUCCAUCUAAGCCUAUCUCGUACAUCUUCCUCUCUAACACUCGCUGUCCUCAUGUCUUCCCUCACAACAUCCAUCAACCUUUUCUUUGGUCCUCCUCUCGCUUAUUUCCCUGGCAGCUCCAUCCUCAGCACCCUUCUAUCAAUAUCCUCACUCUCUCUCCUCUGGACAUGUCCACACCAUCGAAGUCUGCUCUCUCGAACCUUGUCUCCAAAACAUCCAACUUUGGGUGUCCCUCUACUGAGCUCAUUUCUAAUCCUAUCCAAACUGCUCACUCCGAGCGAAAACCUCAACAUCUUCAUUUCUGCUUCCUGUUGUCUCUUCAGUGCCACCGUCUCUCAUCCGUACAUCCUGGCUGGACUUACCAUUGUUUUAUAAAUGUUGCCCUUCGCCCUAGCGGAGACUCUUCUGUCACAUAGAACACCAGACACCUUCCGCCAACUGUUGCAUUCCGCUUGAACCCAUUUCUUCACUUCCUCACCACACUCACCAUUGCUCUGUAUUGUUGACCCCAAGUAAUUGAAGUCGUCCACCCUCGCUAUCUCUUCUCCCUGGAGCUUCAUUCUUCCCCCACCGCCCCUCUCAUUCAUGCACAUAUAUUCUGUUUUACUUCGGCUAAUCUUCAUUCCUCUCCUUUCCAGUGCGUACCUCCAUCUUUCUAAUUGUUCCUCCACCCGCUCCCUGCUUUCACUGCAGAUCACAAAAUCAUCUGCGAACAUCACGGUCCAAGGGGAUUCCAUUCUAACCUCGUUUGUCAGCCUAUCCAUUACUAUCGCAAACAGGAAGGGAUAAUGUGAUCAUCAGUACUCCAUUACAUAUAUAAAAAUCAUGCAAUAUUUUGCCCUGAAUUUGUGCAGUGCAUUUUUAUGAGUAUCAAAUUGGGAACGGUAUUGUAUCAGCAAAUACAUAAAAUUGAAUAAAGAAAAAAAGCCAAAUUGUACUGUAUUAUAUUUUUACAGAAAUUGUAUGAGACACUAUGACAUAGCUUAGAAUACCCAUGUCUUGAGUUGUUUUGUGAUAGAUUCAUUUUUAAUAAAUCCUAACAAAAAUGUGUGUGCGCGCAUGCAUGAGUCUUGAGCUGUAAGACAUUGCAAAAGAAGUAAAGCCCAUAACUUCCUUCCAUGUCUGAUAUCAACAGCCAAGUGAAGCCGUAAGUUGAACUUGCUGAGGACGUCUCGUGUGUGUGUUCAUUUCUGUGACUGAACUUUUCUAAUAACUAUUUUCUUGUUAAAGUAUUUUAACUUUUUUUUGCCACACAUAUUCCAAAAACUCAACAACGGGAAGAACUUAAGAAGAAGAAGAAAAAAAAAAGCCAGAAUUGUGGGAGAUCGAGAAGGUUGGGGAUAGCAUCCCUUACAUUGAGCUACAUUGGUAACAUUUUGUUUUGGAUUUACAGCUUGAUCAUGGACCUCGACCACGACCUCUUCGAGUUCAGUGACAUCUUGGAUUUAAACUACAGCAUUCCAGACUACGAGGAUAUUUUUCCUGACACCGCGAGCCCCGAGAUUCAGCCUAUUCAGAUCGUGGCUCUGACCUUCUAUGCUCUCGUGGUUUUGUUUGGUGUUCCUGGGAACACCGUAGUGGUGUGGGUGACCGGUUUCAAAAUGUCCCCGUCCGUCACAUCCAUCUGGUUCCUCAACCUUGCGCUGGCGGACCUCCUUUGUUGCCUCUCGGUGCCUCUUCUCAUGGUGCUUCUCGCACAUGGUGACCUGUGGAAUUUGGGCCCAACAGCAUGCCCAGUGGUCAUAGGUUUUUUCCACACGGUGAUGUACUGCAGCAUCCUGCAACUCGUCUUCAUAAGUCUUGAUCGUUGGUUGCUGGUGGCCAAGCCCGUGUGGUGCCGCGACAACAGGCGUCCCAAGCAUGCUGUACUGGGCUGUGUUGCCGUGUGGUGCAUGGCCCUGAUAGGCAGCAUCCCUGAGUUUGUUUACACUCAAGAGUUAAACUUGGGCGACAAGAUCAGUUUUUGUAUAAAGUCUUUCACAAUGCACGGAGUAUGGCUCAUCACAUCAUUCCGCUUCCUGUUGGGAUUUCUCCUUCCGUUCCUGGUCAUCGUCACCUGCCACUGGAUGGUGUACAGAAGAGUCAGAGACAGAAAAGUGACACACACGGGGGGUCGCUCCAAGCGGACGCUGAGGGUCAUUGUUGCCGUGGUGCUCAGCUUCUUUCUGUGCUGGCUCCCCAUGCACAUUGUUGACUUCUUGAUCUUGGUGACCUCUUGGGAUUCCACUCUUUACCAGCCUUUAUACCUGGUCAGUGUUUUGAAGCUAUGCCUGCCAUACUUCAACAGCUGCCUUAACCCACUCCUUUACGUUUGCCUGGGCCGAGGCUUCAAAAAAACAAUGAACUGCUACCUGUGCAACAUCCUCCACUUACUCAGCAAAGACCAAGUGCCCAGGACUCAUGCAAUCAAUCCACAAGGUCUGCAGAAAACAGAUGACUAAUGGGUGAGGAGGAGGCCUGGUGAGGACUAUGGAACGUUCAUCCUUCCUUUAAAGCAAGUUGCAAGUUUUCCACUUUGAAAUCAUGGAGGGCUCUGAAAUUUUCAUUGUAGGUGCAUGUCCA